This is a messenger RNA of Hypanus sabinus (Atlantic stingray), 3503 nucleotides long. RefSeq names its product pleckstrin homology domain containing, family B (evectins) member 2 (gene plekhb2). Lineage: Eukaryota; Metazoa; Chordata; Chondrichthyes; Myliobatiformes; Dasyatidae. The coding region runs from base 126 to 803 and encodes 225 amino acids. The transcript is spliced from 8 exons. Gene Ontology annotation, biological process: regulation of cell differentiation. The record is from RefSeq and is a predicted model, not a curated record. Gene Ontology annotation, cellular component: membrane.
GCGAAGGGAGGGGUGGGGACGUCGACGUGACUCCUCAGAAGUGAAACGUUUUCUGUUACAACACGGUUGCUUUUUGGUGUUUGUGUUGACAGGGACCCGUCUGCCGACCUUUUGUUGCCACAAACAUGGCCUACAUUAAAAGUGGAUGGCUGCAUCGGCAAAGUACUAUUUUAAAACGAUGGAAGAACAACUGGUUUGACUUGUGGUCGAGUGGUCAUCUCUUUUACUACGAUGAUCAGUUGCGAGUGGACUUGGAAGAUAAAAUCCACAUGAAAGUGGACUGUGUUAACAUCCGAUCUGGAUAUGAGUGCAGAGAUUUCCAGCCUCCAGAAGGAAAGUCUAAAGAUUGUUUACUCCAGAUUGUGUGCAGAGAUGGAAGAACCAUCAAUCUCUGUGCUGAAAGCCCGGAUGAUUCUUUGGCUUGGAAAAUUGCUCUUCAAGAUGCACGGACCAACUCAAACAUUGCUGUCGGUCCUGAAGUUCUCAGAGAAAAUGCUGCUUUUGACUCUGCACCUCCACCAUACACAGCUUAUCCCACAGCACCGGGACAGGUCUAUAGCUAUGAUUCAUACAGUGGUACCUACACUCCACAGACGCCCGCUGCGUCACAACAAGUGAUCUACACAACCAAUGGUCAGCCUUACGCUGUGGCCUAUCAGUAUCCCUACCAAGGUCCUUACCCCCCGGCAACCAAUCAUGUUAUCAUUCAAGACCGGCGACGUGAUGACGGAGACCUGGCACUGGGUAUGGUGGCAGGAGCUGCCACUGGGAUGGCACUGGGAUCAUUGUUCUGGGCAUUCUAACGCUCUGAUCGGCUCAAACAGUCUGCUGCUUCCCUAGACUUCACUUCCUGCCUGGAGCCACUCCUUGCAAUUUGCACCCUUUGUGUAAUUCCUUAGCACAUGCUGCCCUCAGCACUCAUUUACAAUCCACAUUGCACCUUAACCAUGCUGAAACAAUUCCUGAGAUCUGCAGUGAUGUUUCUAUAGCAAAAUGUGUUUAUAAUAUAUAUAUUGCAAGACUAUAAUUAACUUAUUUCAGAAAUGCUAAGAAAAACAAUAUCAUGUGUUUCUCUAAUCCUAAUUUUAUAACUUCCAAAAAUAUUGUUGAUUGUAUAAAAGAAAAGAAUGAUGUAUGCUGGUGUGAUGUGAUGCAACUCCCUUGGGGGCCUCUUUUUUUUUCAAAUUUUGCUUAAGAUGUUAUAAUGAAGACUUUUGCUUAUCCUUGCUGAAGUGUUCCUUUUGGUAUGCAGUUAAAGUUCUUAAUAAUUACAUAAGUUUAAUGUAGAAGUGUGUCUAUUUCACAGAAUCUGAACUGUGCCCAUUCUAGCUGCAGAUAAGACAGGUGGAAAUUGAUGCUCUGGAGUAAAGUGAAGUCUCAGGCUGUGUUACCAGAUUGUUCAAUAGCUAGUUAAGUAGGCUCCUGUAUUUUCACUGAAGUAUUGAAGAGUUACUGCCACAGUCACAAAAUAGGUUUUCAAUGCUCAUUUAUUGGAGUUGGAGGUGUUUGAUAACCACAUGCAUUUUGGAUAUGAAACGUUGCAGGUCAAUCUGUUUGCUUCCGUUCUGUUACUUUGAUUGUGGAUUCACAGAUUUCCAAAGCCGAUAGCUUUAAAUGAUUGAUUCACCAGAUGUGGUGCAAUGUUUUGGAGGCUGAAAUUCAGGCAUUUCACUUUUCAGUAAGUACUAGUUUGUUUCCUAUUUUUAAUUUAUUGCUUUGCUUACAGAAUCCCUGUAUUAACUUUAUCUCCUUAUCCAAUCUUUAUCUCCUCAUCACUUGUGACCAACUCUUUGCUCCUUUUUGUACAAUGCUGUCCAUAGCAUCAUCAUCAAAUGCUUUUGUCCAAUGCUUCAACCUGACAGAGUGAUUUGUGCUCAACUUAUCCUUGAGGGCGCAGAAACGGUAAAUACAGAAGUGAACUUAGCAGGGAUCAAUAGGGCUGACAAUGAAAUUGAAAGAUUAGUGUAGGCCAGAUAUAGAAGCUGUGAAUACUUAAUCUGGGUGGUGAGGUAUUGAUUUCAUAAGUGGUUGAGUUAAGAAAAUUUACUUUGAAAUGAAGGAACCAUUUAAAAUGUGUCAUUGCUGUAAGCAGUCUCAUAUAUUGGCUGUGGAUUACCAAACAACGCUGUUUCAAUUAUUGAGUUAAUAACUUCAAAUUUAUUUGAAGUACUUAAUUGCAGUCCCAUCUGGUCUAAAUGUAGUUCAGAGCUGUAAUGACAAUACACAUCCAUAUUUAAUAUUUUCCUCAUGAGCUUUGAAAUACAAGUCUUUACCUCCCCACCCUCGAGAAAGUAAAGCCGAGAUCACUGAGGUCUUAGAUGAUACCUUACUAGAGUACUAUUGCAAAAAGUACUUGAAGAAAAACUUUUAAUUGAAAGAGGUGAGGGAAAAAAUUGUUUUCAAUUUAUCUUGUCCUUGUAUUGACAACUUUAAAUUGCUUUUGGGUAAUUUGUGCCUUUAGUUUUAACCUCUGUCAAAAUCAAAGUUUUAGUGUAAAUGUUACAAUAAACUGUUUUUCUCCAAAGCAGCCUGCAAAUUCCAAUUAAUCAAUAGACCAGUAUAAUUUUAGUUGUAGUUUCAAUUUGGGCACCACCAGCUGUUACAGUACAUUAUCCUCUUCAGGCGUACUGAUUUCACAAAAGGCUGACAAGUUGAAGUCUCCACAUGUGGCCUUGGGCCUGCAAUUGUCCUCCCAGUAUCCUUGUGUUUAUAAUGUGAAGAUGUAGGGUAAAAGCUAAAUAUUGAUCCAGUCCAUUUUUCCUUCGUUGACAGGAAGGUGGGACCUAUGUAAUCAUUAAUCCUUGUGCAAUAUGAUAGUUUUGUGCAAGGUUUCCUGGAGUUUUGGUUGAACUGUGUGGAGAGGUCUUUAAGUCCAUUGUCAAGCUUACAUAGAGGCACUGUGUCUAGCCAGAAGCACAGAACUUCAAAUCUCAAUGAUGUCCUGAGCAUUUUCUAACCAAAGUAGGUGUAUCAGCUUUUUAGAGUACAAAUGAUUCUUCAUAGCCCGAGAAGAUUUACAACAAAAAGUGGACUACUUUCAGGAGAAGGAAGAAAAUAACAAAUCAAGAGAGAACAGUCAAAUCUGAAGCACUGAAUUAGUGGAGGUAAAGUGGUAGGUCAAGAAUCACAAAAUGGUGAAAGAAUGAAGGAAGCGCUGGAAAUCCAAGUAAAUUUUCAGUUUUGAUUGAGGACACAAGUUAGGUGCCACAGUGACAGGGAGUUUAUUGGAAAAUUCAUGAGUGGGCUUUAAAUGGUUUAACCUUGUAGCUGCUGGUUAUGAUUUUAAUUUUAUUACUCACAUUUGCCAUAUAGAUACUUGGCAAAGCAUCUUGUCCUUUGAAAUUACAAUGUCUCUGUGCAGAUUUAAAAUUUAUACUUCAAUCAUUUGUUUGAUUAUCUGCUGAACAUGCUUUAGAAAUUGCUCAAUCAGUUUCAGUAGAGUGAUUUAUAAACUUUAUUGUAGAAUUUAAGUUUGUGUAAUUAAAUAAACAAAUAUAAUUGCA